AUGGCUCACCAGCUCCCGAUCCCAGGCCCAUUGAAAGCUUCGAAGGACACCAUGCUUUCGAGAGUGACUCUGGACCAUGACAAUGUCAGUGGCAUAUUCCUUGAUGAGCCACCUCUUCAAGCCAAUAGAAUGGUGGAUCUCUCAAUCAGUGAAGGUCACAUAACAAUAGAUCCCAUGGACACAAGAUACUUCUGCGCUGCAGUAAGCUAUUAUAAUGACAUUUACAAGAUCACCACUGAAGUCCGCUCAGAUGGGCCGGGUUUAGAGAAUCAGCGAGCAGAGGUAUCUACAAAGAUAGAGGCCUUGGAAACAUUAUACCACGGCCCAAACUCUGCCUCUGAUUUGAGGAUUGGCCUUCUAUGGUUCAAAGUUCUGCACCUACUUGAGAACCACGUAGAAGCCUACAACGUCAUACGUCUAGUGAAUCGAAAGACACAAAAAUUCUCUCCCUGGCUUUUUAAACUAAUCAGUAGAAGUCGAGAUCUGAGGAAACGUCAGGAUGAGUCUAUCGUAAAACUUGUUGAGAAAGCGCGUGAUAAUGAUCCCCCUAAAUCGUUCCCUCGUGAGUACUCUCUAGAACGAAUGCGGGAUUUUGUUAUCCCAAACACUGUUGUCGAGGAUUUCGAUCUCAUCACCUAUAAUUUGUUCAUGGCGAGAAUCAUUGUGUCAUAUGUUCUCCGCCGAUUUCAGAUGCUACCUCUCCUUAUCCGCACAGAGGACAUUCUGUAUUAUCGUCACGUUAGAUCAUAUGCAUUUAACGAUGGAAAUCUUUACCACCUUGCAAAUUUUUUCGGAACUCUGCAAAUACAGGCUCUAAUGAUCACCAUGGCUCAAGAUGAGGAUGAAAAGAAGCCCUCCGUUAGGCAUAGUACAUUUGUACUCAACUUUGUGAAAGGGCUUACAGAAUUACUCACCCGUACCGUUACCCGUUCAGCCUUGACCGUACAGCCCUACAAUCAAACAGGCUGGCAUACCGCAAUCCCCUUUGAAACAUGCCCUAAGAACUCAUACUGUAUCAAUUUUCACAAAAACAAGGAAACGGCGGAAAAGGCUAUCUAUGCAAGGAUUUUGAUUGGCCCAUUCAGACCUUGGCGUAGAGGAAAUGUGGCUGUGUAUCUCCAGAACUCUUUGGGCUGUACGUUGUGGUUAACUUGCGUCAAUCUGGUUGAGCCUGAAAAACUAGAUAUGGAGAUUGAGAGGGUUGGAGGUUGUUGUGGGAUGCUUCUUAAUGGCAUGGAGGAACAAAACCUUGUAACCGUGGUCAAAAAGACAUCAGAUCCCUCCAAUAAAGAUGCUACCUCUUGA
This is a messenger RNA of Morchella sextelata, 1305 nucleotides long. RefSeq lists its product as uncharacterized. The coding region runs from base 1 to 1305 and encodes 434 amino acids. Lineage: Eukaryota; Fungi; Ascomycota; Pezizomycetes; Pezizales; Morchellaceae. The record is from RefSeq and is a predicted model, not a curated record. The transcript has 8 exons.